Molecule: messenger RNA, 3368 nt
Organism: Aplysia californica (California sea hare)
Lineage: Eukaryota; Metazoa; Mollusca; Gastropoda; Aplysiida; Aplysiidae
Biological process (GO): actin filament network formation; cleavage furrow formation; actin nucleation
Cellular component (GO): cytoplasmic vesicle membrane; cell cortex
Molecular function (GO): actin binding
Source: RefSeq, a predicted model, not a curated record
GCGGUUCAAGCCCUGGGCACAGCCAUCUUCGAGGCCCUGGAUUACGGCAUCGAGGCCAGCGAGGAGCGACAGCUGAGCUCCGGCCUGGAGUCUCUCAUCGCCACCAUGACCAACGCAGACUGCUCCCUGGACUACGACCCCGAGGCCGGCACCGCGGACGACGAGGGCAUCGAAAAGGACGCGGACCUGGAGCCCCGCUGCACCGUCAUAGACGUCAUCAAAGUGGAUGACCGUAAACUGAAGCCCAAACCACCUUCCCCUCCAGACCCCCAUGAGUUGCUGUUGACGGACAUCCGGGCACGGCCCAAGCUCCGACCUGUGAGGGACGGGAAACUUGUCGUGAGAUCUCAGAAGUCCACCAGCAGCGUCAGCAGCUGUGACAGUGAGGAUGACCCUGUGGAGAAGCCUGUGAAGCGAGUCAUCAAACCAGACUUCAACCUGUUGCUGAACAACAGCUUUGAGGAGUCAUCUGAGGAGGAGGAGCACAGCGACCUCUCCUGCCAAGGAUCUCCUUUGUCUCAUUCCUCCCCUGUACACAGUGGCAUGGCUGCUACCACCGCCAGCUCAUGGCAAAGAGCAGUGACGAGAGAGAACCUCAUGAACGACUCUGGCCGACCGUCGCGGCUCCAGCGACGACACACCAUCAUGAUCUGCGAAUCACCACUGGAGGGAAAGGUAGCACACCAAGAGUUGCCUCCCCUAGAGGAGGAGGAGGACGAGCCGUCCCCCGUGAGGGAGAGCCACUGUCUUGUCGCUCCCCACGCAUCUCAGAAACACGCAAUCCUGGCCAGGACGGCCUCUGAUAAUGACCUCCUGGCCCAGGUGACCUUGAGGCACCCUCAAAGUCACGGAGGCCGAAGGUUGUCUCUGGAUCAUCGUAGGUCCCUGACCUCGCUGACCACUGGCCUCUGUGCAAUACCAGAGCUGGAGGAUAGUCCCGGGGCAUCCGACUCGCCCCCUCCGGCCAGACCUAACUCUGCACACAUCUUGAGGUCGUGGAGCCACGAACAGGCCCCGCCUCCAAAUCCAUCCCCACCCUGCAAGGGGCGGGCUCGAGCAGCGCUUGGCAUGGGCAUGACAGGCAUGAAACCUGUGGGUGGUCCCUUCCAGCCUCUGUCUCAGCGUCAGUCUCAGCUGAAGUCAGGCUUUGUCCCCUCCAAACUGGCCAGCAUGUCCUCUGGCUCUGCUCUCACAUCAUCAGUAGCCAGCGGUGCUGUUCCUUCCACUUCCUCUUCUUUUUUGUCUUCUCAGAAAAUUGCUAUACAAUCCCAGUCCCAGCAUGCUUCAUUGCUUCCAGUCUCAUCAUCAACAUCUGCAUCUUCCACUUCUUCAUCCUCAUCCUCAUCCAUAACCUUGUGUCCAACAAAGCAUGCAAACCUAGACUUGAGUGUUUCGUCCCAGUCUCCCGUUUUCUUCAAGAAGACGCGUGCCCUGCACAGCCAAAGUGCAGAGAACAAAUCCCCAUCCCCUCCCGGCUCUGUGGAGCAGGAUCGUCAUGUUGCUCGCUGGAGACUUCCAAAAGCCCGGGAGGAAAGACUUAGCAAGCAGAGACAGUCUCGGGAACUGUCGCACAGACCAAUUGCAGAAGGAGAAGAGUCUUUUGACAACGCCCUCCCUCUGGAGCCUGAAGAUACUUUUGUGUCUGAGGAAGAAAUGCGUUCAAGACGUCUGUCGCUGGACAGUGGGGUCCCAAUGUAUUCUGGGACAAACAGCAGAGUGUCAGUGCCUGUGGGCGGUGAGGAUACACGCAAGGUCACACGAAGACUGUCUUUAGGUAUGAGAGGGAGGGAGCUCAGCGGCCCUUUGAGGCAGAGAACACCAGAGGAGGAGGAGAGAGUGAGUAGAUGGAGAAGUCUUCAGGAAGACGACUUGGCUUCCAGGACAGCUCCACGGGGUAGCAGUGUGUACCUGCGUUCUGUGGAGCCCAGUCAUCAAGACGACCCUCCUAGUCUAGAGGGUGCAAGCGCUGAACCAACCGAACAACGCAAGAAACUGGAGCCUCAGCCACGAAGGCUCAUUAAAGGGAUGACUCUUCCUAGUGAAGGGACUGAUGUCCUUCAACAAAAGAUGGCCAACGAGGAGGCCCGCUUCACUCGAUGGCGGCGUCUGGAGGAGUCUGGUGGUAUUGAUGAGUGUGACAACUCAGCAAGUGCCGUGGGUAGCGAUGCGGAAUACGUAAGUGCUGCGCUUUCCUCUCGAGUGCAGUCUGCAGCCUCCUCUAACCCCGCUAGUUCUGGCACCAGUCUUAACUCCAGUCAACCCUCGGUAGAGGGUGUGGCUACAGGCAUGUUGCCUUUAUCGAAACGCUGGCAGAACCCUGUGGAGUGCCUGAGCUUAACACUAGAGGAGGUCACUCACAUCCGCUCGGUACUGACCAAAGCUGAACUUGAGUCCCUGUUGUCACACCCGGAUCUCUACCAGCAAGUGUCCAAAAACAAGUUGUGUUUCACGUGUAAGACAACUCGCUUUUCACUGUUUGGUGAGUGGGGAACCAAGUGCAAGUUCUGCAAGCGGACUGUGUGCUCAAAAUGUCUUCGAAAAAUGAACGUGCCAACCGAUCACUUCCGCAACAUCCCCGUGUACACCCUUAGCCCUGCUCCACUCACACCUCAGAUGCAGGAGUUUAUACAGAACUUCAUCAAAACUGCUCCCCCCUGCUCAGUUCCCCCGACCCGUGAUGUCAGCCCGUCAAGGGACUCGGUGUUGUCGAGGCUCUCCGCAGAAGCACAACAGUCUCAAGAUUCCUCUGGUGGAGAAGCAUCGUCAGAGCCCUCGUCUGCCUCCCGGGACGUCCUGGGCAGGACCAAAACUCUCCAAAGAUCUCAGUCAGCCCUCGUACCUGGCCAGAAGUCCCUGGGCAGCCUGUCGGCCCGGGCGUCCAUCAAAGGUCCCGUUAUGGCCAUCUGCUGCGACUGUAAGGGCAUGGUGAUGGAGAUCAUCCGCGCAUCACGGGCCUCGCUAGCCAUGCUCUCUGCCGCGGGGUCCUCAGCAAACUCGUCUCUCUCCACCCCUGCCACCUCAUCUCUGUCCUCUACUACCCAGUCCUGGUUUUAAGACAACACCUGAUUUACAUCCUACACAUAUACUCAUCGGCAGGCAUGCACACACACGCACACACACACACACAUACUCACAGUAACAUACAAACACAUGCUCAAACAAACAUGAACAUAGGUGGUCCUUCCCCCCCCCCCCCCACCCCAAACCUGCUCCACAUGGUGUGGUCUCUCAUCAGGCCCACUUCUGCCCAGUAUCUUUGGUGUACUAUUUGUUUACGCCUUGCAUUGCAUCGUUUAUAGUGCAUAGUCAUGCUGUAUUGAUACUGAUUUGUUUCUAUUCUCUUGUCAACACACUGAAUGAAAAAAAAA